This is a messenger RNA of Closterium sp. Naga37s-1, 2189 nucleotides long. Lineage: Eukaryota; Viridiplantae; Streptophyta; Zygnematophyceae; Desmidiales; Closteriaceae. The record is from the annotation of a GenBank genome assembly.
AUGAAGGUGGAAGGGGUCGAUAGCGAUGGGACCCCAUCCUCUCAUGAGUUCGUGCUCCACGAGCGACCACUGGCCGAUGAAGACCCUGACGGUGAAGCGACGGCAGGUGACGCGACAGCAUGCUACGAGCUGUCGACCAAGUUUGUGCGGGAGGUUGUCAAGCAGCUUGAGAAGCGCCUAAGAGAUCUGUCUCACCUCGAUGGCUCGAAGCUGUUCCUGUCAUCGAAGUACCUACAAGAUGAUGACAAGCGUGUCGCGGCGUUCAAGCGCUGGCUGAAGCAGCUCCAUGUGCUCUACCGCGACCUUGACGUCAACACUCCUUACAUCUCCACUCCUGCUCCUUCGUCCUCCCCUCCCGCCCGUGCCCUUUCUCCGCCUACCCUCUCUCUGCCAGACGCCACUACCGGUGCUCCUCCCCCCAAGGCUGCUGGGCUGAGUGGAGUAUCUCUCUCUGCUGCAUCUCUGCUGAUGGUUGUGCUGAUGGCGGGCCCAGAGAACGCACCGCCUCACCCCACUCUUCCCACGCCAACCAUGCUCGCAACACCGCGACUCUCGCAAUCCCCGCCCGUCGCCUCGCUGCUCGUGCGCAUCGCGCCCAUGGCCACGCGCGCAAUCAGCCAUGGUUUUCAUUUCGCUACUUCCAUCCCGCCAGUCCGCAAAGCCCGCACGCCUCCGACCCCGUCCUUUUCGCGUUCCCCAGGCCCUCCGCUCCGCCGCUCCGCUCACGCGCGGAGUUUUUCCGCGCGUGCGCAGUCGUCGCCCGCGGAGCCGGCGGGUCGAGGCGGAGCGGACGGGCGCACGCGCGCGGGGGGCUGCGCGGGGUUGCCGGUGGUGCACCACGCGCUGUUCAGCGCGCCGCAACUGGCGCCGGGGCACCGGUUUCCAAUGGGCGUGUUCGAGGCAAUUCACGCCAUGCUGCUGCGCGAAGGGGUGGUGCGCCCCGCGCAGGCGAGUUCGCGCGCAGUGCAGAGGCGCGGAGGGGGAAGGGAAGGGGGGAGGGGGAAGGGGGGAGGGGGAAAGGGGGGAAGGGGGAGGGGGGUUGUUGGGGGAAAGUUGAUGGGGCCAGUGGGAAUGUGCGUGUUGAUUGCGCCUUCGCCGUCCUGCCUGCACACUUACUCCCCCCUCUCUUCUCCUCCCCCAUCCAUGUUGCUUCCCAUUCCUCCGCCCGCUGUCAUCGCUCUCACUCGCGCUCCACCACCCUCUCGCUCUCCAGGUGGUCACGCCACACCCCAUGCCGCCCGUUUCCGACCUGCUUCGAGUAGGUCUGUCCCUCCCCUCCCUCCCCUCCAUUCCCUCCCGUCCCUCCCUCCCUUCCAAACCCCCUCGUGGUCUUCCUCCCCCCCCUCCUCCCCCCUCCUCCCCGCUCCUCCCCACCCCCCCUUGGUCCAUGUGCACUGUGCGCAGUACCUGGCGCAGGUCUGCCAGGGCGCGCUGCCCUCGGCUGCCAUGCGCCGCAUUGGCUUCCCCUGGUCGCCCACCCUCGUUAGACGAACUCUCGCCAAGGUGGCAGGCACGUUGGAGACGGCACAGCUGGCACUGGAGCAUGGACUUGCAUGCAGCACGGCAGGAGGCACGCACCAUGCGUUUCGAGCCCACGGGUCGGGCUACUGCAUUCUGAACGACCUUGCUGUCAUGGCCGCUGCCCUCACAGCCUCCUCCUCCCUGCACCCCUUGCCACCGCCCUCGCCACUGCCACCGUCGCCACUAGCAGCAGAGAUUUCGCCAACCCAAGAAGCAUCAGUGCAAUCACAAUCACAGACAGCAUCAUUGCCGUUGGUGUUGCCAGCGGCACCAUCAGCAGCAGCAAGUGCAGCUGGUGAGGGCGAGCAGGAGGACGACGUGUGGAGAGAGCUGCUGGAGGGAGCAGCAGGCGGUGGGAGCGAGAGGGCGGUGAUGAAGCGAGUGCAGCGCGUGGCAAUAGUCGACCUGGAUGUGCACCAGGGCGACGGCACAGCAGCCAUGCUGUCUGCAUGCCCUAGUGUGUUCACCUUCAGCAUGCACUGUGGCGCCAACUUCCCCUCCACCAAACAGAGCAGCGACUUGGAUGUGGACGUACCAGAGGGAACGGGGGAUGCUCAGUACCUUGCCCUGCUUGCUCACCACCUCCCCUCGGUACUCGCAUCAUUCCGCCCUGACCUUGUGUUGUACGAUGCUGGUGUCGACCCACACAAGGGUGACGCCCUCGGCAA